Molecule: messenger RNA, 1143 nt
Organism: Colletotrichum graminicola M1.001
Lineage: Eukaryota; Fungi; Ascomycota; Sordariomycetes; Glomerellales; Glomerellaceae
Product: ATPase
Exons: 1
Coding region: 1-1143 (380 amino acids)
Biological process (GO): protein import into peroxisome matrix
Cellular component (GO): peroxisomal membrane; cytosol
Molecular function (GO): ATP binding; ATP hydrolysis activity
Source: RefSeq, a predicted model, not a curated record
AUGACAGAGACGAGAAGGGUUCUGCUGGAGACAAUCGAGUACCCAACGAGAUAUGCACCAAUUUUCGCCCAAUGCCCCCUUCGGCUCUGGUCCGGCCUUCUUCUCUACGGAUACCCAGGAUGUGGCAAGACUCUUCUGGCGAGCGCUGUUGCCGGCGAGUGUGGCCUGAACUUUAUCUCCAUGAAGGGUCCCGAGGUUCUGAACAAAUAUAUCGGCGCCUCCGAAAAGUCCAUCCGGGACUUAUUCGAGCGUGCAGCGGCCUCGAGGCCCUGCGUGCUCUUCUUUGACGAGUUUGAUUCGAUUGCUCCGAAGCGAGGAAGCGACUCGACGGGCGUAACAGACCGGGUCGUGAACCAGCUUUUGACUCAGAUGGAUGGUGUGGAGGGUCUAUCUGGCGUUUAUGUCCUGGCUGCUACGUCCAGGCCUGAUUUCAUUGACCCUGCGCUUCUCCGUCCAGGUCGUCUGGAUAAGUCGCUCUUAUGCGAUCUGCCGCACCUCGAAGACAGGGUUGACAUUCUCAAGUGUCUUUGCCGCAAAAUGAAGGUCGCGGAAGAACUGGCGGCCGAACUUGACGAGAAACUAACGGAGGUGGCGGCCAGAACACAAGACUGUUCCGGAGCAGACUUGCAGGCCCUCAUCUCCAACGCACAGUUGGAAGCCAUCCAUGAGUACCUUGGAGACAAAGAUUCCAUCUCUCGCCCGGCGAUAAAGGCUAAUACAAUGGCUCGAGGCGUCGAGGCGACGCGGAGGACAAGCAUAGUUCAGUUUCGAUUCGGCGAGAGCGACAAACUGCUGGACUCGGAAUCUAGUUCAGGCACACGACAGAACCAACUCCGAAAAAUCGCCGAGUAUGAGGAGACCAUGGCGAGGCUGCGUUCUAGAAAAAAGUCAGCCCGAGCCGCUCGCCGUGGACUACAACCCCAAAACGAUAAGAAGUCGAUGGAGAAAGAGGACAACAAACCUGAAGUCCUGCUGGCGUGGAGGCAUCUGGAGAGAUCCCUUCAUCUGUCGCAGGCGAGUAUCAAAGCGGAUGAAAAACAGCGGCCGAGUUUAGUAUAUCACGAGUUUGUUAAUGGAAGGGCGACUGAGUUGAGAAAUGGCCAAGGGGGGACAGCUGUCGGGAGCCGAGGGUCGUUAAUGUAG